Camelina sativa (false flax) is the source of this 911-nucleotide messenger RNA. NCBI's taxonomy places the organism in Eukaryota, Viridiplantae, Streptophyta, Magnoliopsida, Brassicales, Brassicaceae. The record is from RefSeq and is a predicted model, not a curated record.
UGGAGGGGGACGUGGGGCCUACGAGAAUAUACAAGUUCUACAAGAACUGGAUGCCGUUGAUAUCCCUCUUGGUGAUUCCCGUGUUGCUUAUUAUAUCGCUAGUCUUUCUGGGGCGCUUCAUUGUGAGGAGGAGGAGAAAGUUUGCAGAGGAGCUCGAAGAUUGGGAAAAAGAAUUUGGGAAAAACCGAUUAAGGUUCAAGGACUUGUACUAUGCCACCAAAGGGUUCAAGGAGAAGGACCUUCUUGGAUCGGGCGGGUUUGGGAAGGUUUACAAAGGUUUCAUGCGGACAACAAAAAGGGCGAUCGCUGUAAAAAGAGUCUCAAACAAAUCUAAACAAGGUUUGAAAGAGUUUGUGGCUGAGAUCGUUAGUAUUGGACAGAUGAGUCACCGUAACUUAGUUCCUCUCUUGGGUUAUUGCCGCCGGAGAGACGAGCUUCUUCUGGUGUACGAUUACAUGCCCAAUGGAAGCUUAGACAAGUAUUUGUACAAUAGUCCGGAUGUAACCCUCGACUGGAAACAGAGGUUUAAAGUCAUUAAAGGUGUGGCCUCUGCCUUAUUCUUCCUUCACGAGGAGUGGGAACAAGUGGUGAUUCACCGUGACGUCAAAGCCAGCAAUGUUUUAUUAGACUCUGAGCACAAUGGGAGACUGGGGGAUUUUGGUUUAGCUCGGCUGUGCGGUCACGGGUCAGAUCCUCAAACCACCCAUGUCGCUGGAACAUGGGGAUACCUAGCCCCUGAUUACAUCAGGACAGGACGAGCCACAACAGCUACCGAUGUUUUUGCCUUCGGGGUGCUCCUACUAGAAGUAGCAUGCGGUAGACGUCCUAUCGACCAGAACGAGAAUGGUGAGAGGCUCNGAUACUCCAAAGGUUUAUGGGGAAGAGAUUUAGUAAAAAUGUCUGCAAGUUGA